UAUGAAGACAACAAACUCAACUCAUUGAGAAAGCGACACCAGAGAAGUGAAAAAAAGGCAUCAGAUGCUUUGUUCAAAGACAUCCCAUUUGUUGUUUCACACAUCAGGGAAAGAAAGUCUUUUUUGUUGUAACAAAUGAGAAUUCGCAUGAAUUAAAGGGCCCUGCCUUCUUCACAAAGAGAAAGGGGGAGCACCAGGAGAAUCUCUCGUACCCUUCAAAGAUUUCCCCCCCCUACAAUUAUCAGAAAAGAGAAGGAAUUUUCUAUCCUUUUCUGUCAUGGCUUCGAGGUCUUAUUCUAACCUCUUGGACCUUGCUUAUGGUGGUUCCCCAACUCUUAGUCAAGAGAGAAAGAGGUUUCCUCGAGUAGCUUCUGUCCCUUUGCUUUUGUCCGAGGUAGAAGAUGAUAACUGCAACAGUGUUGGUUCUGAUGCUCCUUCUUCCAUUUCUCAAGAACGGAUGAUUAUCGUGGGAAACCAACUUCCACUUCGAGCACAUCGAAAUAAAGAUGAGGGGAAGUGGUGCUUUAGCUGGGAUGAAGAUUCACUUCUUUUGCAACUCAAAGAUGGGCUUGGAGACGAUGAAGAAGUAAUCUAUGUAGGCUGUCUUAAAGAGGAGGUUGCUCCUAACGAACAAGAUGAUGUGGCCCAAACAUUGCUUGAAUCUUUCAAAUGUGUCCCGGCAUUCAUCCCUCCCGAGCUUUUUACUAAGUUCUAUCAUGGGUUCUGUAAGCAACAUCUUUGGCCUUUAUUUCACUACAUGCUUCCUCUAUCACCAGAUCUUGGUGGUCGGUUUGAUCGCUCCCUUUGGCAAGCUUAUGUUUCCGUGAACAAGAUUUUUGCUGACAAAGUGAUGGAAGUGAUAAGCCCCGAUGACGAUUAUGUGUGGGUUCAUGACUAUCAUUUGAUGGUGUUACCGACAUUUUUGAGGAAGAGGUUUAAUAGGGUGAAGCUUGGGUUUUUCCUACAUAGUCCAUUUCCGUCGUCUGAAAUAUAUAGGACACUUCCUGUAAGAGAAGAGCUUUUAAGAGCACUACUCAACGCUGACCUCAUCGGGUUUCAUACUUUUGAUUAUGCCAGGCACUUCCUCACUUGUUGUAGCAGAAUGCUUGGUCUUCCUUAUCAGUCAAAGCGUGGCUACAUUGGGCUUGAAUAUUAUGGUCGGACAGUGAGUAUUAAGAUCCUUCCGGUUGGGAUUCAUAUAGGACAGCUCCAGUCUGUGCUGAAUCUUCCUGAGACUGAAGCUAAGGUCGCUGAGUUACGCAAUAAAUUUAGGGGUCAAACUGUUCUGCUUGGGGUUGAUGACAUGGACAUUUUUAAGGGGAUCAGCCUGAAGCUUUUGGCCAUGGAACAAUUGCUCAUGCAACAUACUGAGAAUACAGGUGAAGUUGUUUUGGUUCAAAUUGCAAAUCCUGCAAGAGGCCGAGGAAGAGAUGUACAAGAGAUCCGGUCUGAAACUUAUGCUACAGUGAAGAGAAUUAAUAAUGCUUUUGGAAGACCGGGGUAUGAUCCAGUGGUUUUGAUUGAUACCCGUCUCCAGUUUUACGAGCGGAUUGCUUAUUACGUUAUUGCUGAGUGCUGUCUGGUUACUGCAGUGAGGGAUGGGAUGAAUCUUAUACCAUAUGAGUAUGUUAUAUGCCGACAAGGAAACGAAAAGCUAGAUGAGGCCCUAGGGCUACAUCCCUCGGCACCAAAAAGGAGUAUGCUGGUCGUUUCUGAAUUUAUUGGAUGCUCACCAUCUCUGAGUGGGGCAAUUCGAGUAAAUCCAUGGAACAUUGAUGCUGUGGUUGAAGCUAUGGAUUCUGCUCUUGUUCUUUCCGUGGCAGAAAAACAGUUGCGACAUGAGAAACACUACAAGUACGUGAGUACACAUGAUGUUGCAUAUUGGGCACACAGCUUUUUGCAGGAUCUUGAGAGAGCAUGUGGGGAUCAUUUGAGGAAGCGGUGUUGGGGAAUUGGUUUCGGUUUAGGGUUCAGGGUAGUAGCUAUGGAUCCAAAUUUUAGGAAGCUUUCUUCUGAGCAUAUUGUUUCAGCUUACAAGAGAACCAAGAACCGAGCAAUUCUUUUGGAUUACGAUAGCACCUUGUUGCUGAAUGGUUCAUUAAGUACUAUCCCCAAUGUAGAGGCUGUUGGAAUCUUGAACAAUCUGUGCAGAGAUCCCAAAAAUGUUGUUUUCCUUGUUAGUGGAAAAGAUAGAAAGACCCUAACUGAAUGGUUUUCCAGCUGUGAGAAGCUCGGAAUUGCAGCAGAAAAUGGUUAUUUUAUCAGGCCAAAACAUGAUGCAGAUUGGGAAACUUGUGUCUCAGUGCCGGACUUCGAUUGGAAGCAGAUUGCCAAGCCUGUGAUGAAAUUGUACACUGAAACAACGGAUGGUUCUGCCAUCGAGACUAAAGAGAGUUCUCUUGUGUGGAAUUACCGAGACGCUGAUCCUGACUUUGGAUUUUGCCAGGCUAAGGAACUUUUAGAUCACCUCGAAAGUGUUCUUGCUAACGAGCCAGUUUCGGUUAAGAGUGGCCAGCACACUGUAGAAGUCAAACCUCAGGGUGUGAACAAGGGCUGCGUUGCAGAACGUCUACUGACAACAAUGAAACAAAAGGGAAUACUACCGGAUUUCGUUCUUUGUAUCGGGGAUGACAGGUCAGAUGAGGACAUGUUUGAGGUCAUCAUACGAGCAAUGUCCGGCCCCUAUCUCUCCUCGGUCACCGAUGUGUUUGCUUGCACCGUUGGGCAGAAAUGUAGCAAGGCCAAAUACUACGUGGAAGACAGAACCGAGAUUUUGAGAAUGUUGCAAGUUCUAGCCAAUGCUUCUGAACAUGCUGCAAAGGCAGCUCCCCGGGCUUCGAACCGAGCUAUUAUCGACAGAGUGUGAUCAGCUAUAUGAGACCUCUGGUCUGACGCCUAUCUGUCACGUAUAUGUAGAGUUAAGAGAUUUCCAAUACAUAUCGAUUACUAUUAUAUUGGGCUACCUUUUCAUUUGAAUCUCAGAGAUCAUUUGUAAAAUGAAUCAUUUUUAUUAGUAUGCUGAAACUAAAUACCCAUCCAUUAUGUAUUGCU
This is a messenger RNA of Hibiscus syriacus, 3051 nucleotides long. RefSeq names its product alpha,alpha-trehalose-phosphate synthase [UDP-forming] 5-like. The record is from RefSeq and is a predicted model, not a curated record. The transcript has 4 exons. Bases 278 to 2866 code for a protein of 862 amino acids. Gene Ontology annotation, molecular function: catalytic activity. Gene Ontology annotation, biological process: trehalose biosynthetic process. Gene Ontology annotation, cellular component: cytosol. Lineage: Eukaryota; Viridiplantae; Streptophyta; Magnoliopsida; Malvales; Malvaceae.